Messenger RNA from Chondrus crispus (carragheen), 882 nucleotides. RefSeq lists its product as hypothetical. Gene Ontology annotation, molecular function: gamma-glutamylaminecyclotransferase activity. Bases 1 to 744 code for a protein of 247 amino acids. The record is from RefSeq and is a predicted model, not a curated record. The transcript has 2 exons. NCBI's taxonomy places the organism in Eukaryota, Rhodophyta, Florideophyceae, Gigartinales, Gigartinaceae.
AUGUCAUCAACCGCAACAAUUUCGUUCCGCACGGCCUUCCUCGCCCCGCCCAUCGUCACGGCCCGCGCUUCUGCCUUCACCCCCGCCAUGCCGUCCCGCACCCCCCGCCGCAAGCCCCCGGCACAUCCGCGCUCGCCGUCGGCCGUGCAAACCGCCCCCGUCAGUCCCGCCUCGGACUCGCACAGCCUAGAACGCUCGCAGCGCAACGGCUCUCAGUAUAGCGCUUUUGAGUAUCCGUCCGUCCGCGUCCCUACCCGCUCUUCAAACCCGCUUCAACCGGCCUCCAUCUCGCAGAUAGCCAAGGCAAAUCGUCAUUAUGUCUUCGUGUACGGAACGCUGAAGAAAGGGUUUGCCAACGCCUCCUUUUUGGACAGGGCUACCUUCAUUGGAAAUUUUAGAACCCAGACAAAGUACCCUCUGGUCGUUGGAGGGAGAUAUAACUCACCGUAUUUGUUAGACAUCCCCAAGAGAGGCGCCAGGGUCAAAGGUGAAGUCUAUGCUGUGGAUGACGCCACGUUGGCUGACUUGGACCAUUUAGAAAAUGUCGGCGUUAACUACUCGAGAAAGGUCGGCAAGGUAGCAAACUGUGCCGACCGUGCCUUUGUGGCUGAUGUCUUCAUCUAUUUUAAGACUAACCUGCUGGAUGAGCUGUCCAGAAAACCCUUCGUUGCUGACUAUCAGUGCAGAAAGUAUGUGCCCAGGCAUCUCAGGCCGGUCGAGCAGCCGCUCGUGGCGAGGAGAUAGAGGAGUCCCGCGUGUUUGAAGGAGGGGAGAGCCGGGCUUUCGCUAGUAGAGCGUGGUUGACGCCCCUCAUACUGUACACUAGUUUGCUUGUCUCACACGGUCCGUUUGAAAUAAAAUUUCGUUACACAAUUACGUACA